AGAGGAACUCCGAAUAUCGCAAAAUGGAUCUGCAUCCACCUUCUGGAGAGAAUUAUGCUCAUCCUCAGAUAUGCUUCUUUCACGUGCUUUUUAAGGGUGCUGCCUUGGCAUUUUAUAUUCUUUCAGCUCUAUUUUGUGGAUAGUUUUGUGAUCAUAUUUGUGGUCACUGUACUUCUUGCUGCACUCGACUUUUGGGUUGUCAAGAAUGUAAGUGGUCGUAUCUUGGUGGGCCUUAGGUGGUGGAAUGAGAUUAAUGAUAAUGGUGAAAGUGUGUGGAAAUUCGAAUGCCUUGACCAAGAGUCUAUGGCUCGAAUGAACAAGAAGGAUUCAUGGCUUUUCUGGUGGACCUUAUACCUUACAGCCGUCGCGUGGAUCUUUUUUGCUAUUUUCUCUCUGAUUAGAUUUCAAGCUGAUUAUCUUCUUGUUGUUGAUGUAUGCUUGACCCUUAGCAUCGCAAAUAUCAUUGGCUUUACUCGAUGCCGCAAAGAUGCUAAGAAGCAACUUCAAGCAUUUGCCACACAAACAAUUGCUUCUCGUGUAUCGUCGACCAUUCAAGAUGGCAAUAUUAUUGUGCUCAUUUCUAGUUGCAAGACGACUCAAGGAUCUGCUUUGCUUUUCUCCUUUCGUAUUGUUGUGAGGGAAACUUCUGUUUCCUUACCAUGA
Striga asiatica is the source of this 663-nucleotide messenger RNA. The record is from the annotation of a GenBank genome assembly. NCBI's taxonomy places the organism in Eukaryota, Viridiplantae, Streptophyta, Magnoliopsida, Lamiales, Orobanchaceae.